CAACAGCUGUGUUGAGAAGAAGGUCCUUGCAGAGAAGACUGAAAAUCCAAAGAAUUUCAGGAUCAACUAUAUGGCGGUGAACGAGGUUACACUGCUGGAGACUGACUAUGACAAAUUCCUGUUUCUCUGCAUGAAGAGCACCGUCACCCCCAAGCAGAGCACCAUGUGCCAGUACCUGGCCAGAUCCCUGGAAGCAGAUGAUGAGGUCCUGAAGGAAUUCUUCCGCACUUUCAAGACCCUGCCCGUGCAGCUAUGGUUCCUCCUGGAAUGGUACCAGGUGGAAGAGCCGUGCCCUACCUAGGAGAGCUCCUGCCUGGUCCUGCCUGCUGGGAAGACCAGACCCCCGCCCAGCCACACCUCCAGCAUCGUACGACCUCCCCCUGCCCUUUCAAAGAAUGUCCACGGCGCAGAAGACGACGGCGUGGCCACCGUGUUCCGGUCCCUUCCUGCUGCACACCUGCACCUCGGGCGUGGGGAGGCUGCUCCCUGGGGACCGCGUCUGGCAGAGAUGAUUAAUAAACCCAUACAACA
This is a messenger RNA of Cebus imitator (Panamanian white-faced capuchin), 531 nucleotides long. Its product is annotated as glycodelin-like. The transcript has 5 exons. Bases 71 to 301 code for a protein of 76 amino acids. Lineage: Eukaryota; Metazoa; Chordata; Mammalia; Primates; Cebidae. The record is from RefSeq and is a predicted model, not a curated record.